AUGGAGCAGCGCAUGCAGGACGUUCUGAAAGCUCAUGCAGAACAAGUGAGUGUGGAAAUCCGACUCGCAAUAGCAGCACAAGGUCAAGAAAUCCUGAAAACGGUUAAAGAGCAAAUUAACGCUGUUAAGAAGGAUAAUACAACACAGAUGGAGCAGGCAAAAUCUACUGCGGAAAAGGAAGCCAAGUCGAUCACUCGACGCCACUACGCAGAGGAGAACGCCGCUCACGAGACAUUAGAAACGAGGUUAUUACAAACAAUGGAAGAGUUCAAGAAAACGACUGUGGCUAUGGUUCUAUUGCAUGUCCAUGAACGUCUUCGAUCUUUCCUUAUCCAGCAAAUGGCCAAGGGGAGAGACGUGAAAAGCCAAGGUGCUGGGCAGUAUGCCAUUAAAGCGGUUCAUGAGCAGCGAUCGUGUGGUGAAGCCAACACAAUGAACCUCAACACGUCCUCGAUGGCUACCUCAACUAAUCCAUCUUCGGUGUCAUCGGAUGAAGAGAAGGAGAUGUAUACCAGCAAUAUUGAUGUGUCCAAACUAGAUCGAAGUAAUCGAGGUACACUGGCCGAAGACGCACACGAACAACUUAAACCAGUGCGCUGUUCUAAGUUGACCAGUCAACUAGAAAUCAAAUCAAGUCACGAUCUGCAAGCGAUUCGUCGAUCCGAGCAACAAAACGUUGUUGCACUUGGUCUCGCUAUCUAA
Molecule: messenger RNA, 702 nt
Organism: Phytophthora nicotianae INRA-310
Lineage: Eukaryota; Oomycota; Peronosporomycetes; Peronosporales; Peronosporaceae
Exons: 1
Coding region: 1-702 (233 amino acids)
Source: RefSeq, a predicted model, not a curated record